UGUGAGAGAAUCUUGUGAACUCGAGUUUUAUGUAGCAUAGUCAUUGGUUGCCCCAAACCCACAAGACAACCGUUAUUAUGGAUCAAGAAAUCAUCCUCGAGACUCUAACUCAACACCACCACUCUCUCUCUCCCACCACCACUUCCUCCGGCGGCUCUAGCUGGACUCCGCCUGCAUCCACCGCUACUUCCUCCUCCACCUCUUCGCCGUCUGCUGCCGACAGAAAACAAGCUACAACAAGCUUAAAAGAGUGGUCGAAAGCUCAAAAGAGCACAAAGAGAGCCCAAGCAGAAGAAGAUGAUAAGGGCGCCGCUGCUGAGAAACAAACGACUUACCGCGGCGUUCGGCGGCGGAGUUGGGGCAAAUGGGUGUGCGAAAUUCGGGAGCCGAGGAAGAAGUCGAGAAUAUGGCUCGGGACGUAUCCGACGGCUGAAAUGGCAGCUCGGGCACACGACGUGGCGGCUUUAGCCAUCAAGGGUGAAUCAGCUUACCUCAACUUCCCUCACUUAGCUCACCAGCUGCCCCGCCCUGCCUCCACCACGCCCAAGGACAUCCAAGCUGCCUCUGCUAAAGCCGCAGCUUAUACAUUCAUCAGCGCGGAAGCCGAGCCGAGCUCUCAUUCCUCCACAAAUUUGGAAUUGGAGAACAUAGAAGAAUCAUCGACUUCGGCUUCAAUGGCUCAUGACGACGACACAUUUUUCGACUUGCCAGAUUUGUCCCUGGAUAGCACAGAUCACAGCAGCCCAUAUUGUUAUAAUUUUGCUUCGUCGUGGCAGCUGGCUGGAGCCGACGUUGGAUUCCGGCUUGAAGAUCCGUUUCCAUGGGAGUGCUAUUAAAAGUAAUUAAUUAAAUUAUUGAAAUCUCUUCUUUUUUUGAAAAUUACACUUGUCAGAAUAAAACAUUAUUCAAUUCGUGUAUACUAAAAAAUAAAUAAAUUAUUAUUAUACUUUUUAUAUAAUUAAUUUGAUCAAUAUAAUUAAAAUUUUCUUGAAAUUAUUAUUUUUCUAGUUCAUUUACUAUUGUUAGUCAAUCUUUCCGUUCAGGAGGAGCUCGACGUGCAACUAAUGUCUCUCAUGUAAUUUUCUUUUUAUUAUUGAGUGAAUAGCAAU
Molecule: messenger RNA, 1109 nt
Organism: Sesamum indicum (sesame)
Lineage: Eukaryota; Viridiplantae; Streptophyta; Magnoliopsida; Lamiales; Pedaliaceae
Product: ethylene-responsive transcription factor ERF039
Biological process (GO): regulation of DNA-templated transcription
Molecular function (GO): DNA-binding transcription factor activity; DNA binding
Source: RefSeq, a predicted model, not a curated record